AUGCAAUCAUCGACUAAUAAUCAUUAUUUACCUGACGAAUUUAACGAUAAUUUUUUUUAUAAUGAUAAUCAUGAAAAUAAACAUUUAUUUUUGCAAUCACAACCAAUUAUAAAUGAUCAACAAGAAGAGGAAGAAGAUGAAUAUUAUUUACGUGGACCAAUAAAUGGUAUGGAAACUGGUUUAGCUGGAUUAGAAAUAAAAGGCAAAGUACGGACAUUAAGUCCGGUUCUAUUCUAUCAAACAAAUACUCGAUAUUUAAUUAUGAGUAAUAAUGAAUUAAAAUAUUUACCAGCAGGAAAUUUUAUUGUAAGAAUGAGUAUUCUUUUCAAUAUGUCUUAA
This is a messenger RNA of Rotaria sp. Silwood1, 339 nucleotides long. The record is from the annotation of a GenBank genome assembly. NCBI's taxonomy places the organism in Eukaryota, Metazoa, Rotifera, Eurotatoria, Philodinida, Philodinidae.